AUCGGCGAGCUGGGCGGUUAAUGAUUAUUUGACUUGUUUCUCGUGCUCCUGUCCCUGCGUGGAUUGACAGGCGCGUCAGAGGCUGGGGGAACGCCCCCCGCUCAUGUGUCCGGAGCACCGCGCCUCGCUGCAGUCUCAUACACUUAUUCCGCAGGGAGGGAGCUGCUCGGACCCGCACAGGACCAAAGGACGGAAAACGGCCAGUGGCACAAAUGGCUAGACUGGUGUACACGGCCGCCUCGGUGCUCUUUGGGAUUUCUACCCUGUGUUUUACGGCACGGAUUUACCCACCAAACGAAGUGACGUUACUGGACUCCAGAUCAGUACAGGGGGAGCUGGGAUGGGUUGCAAGUCCAACAGAAGGAGGGUGGGAGGAGGUCAGCAUCAUGGAUGAGAAGAACACGCCCAUCCGCACCUAUCAGGUGUGCAACGUCAUGGAGCCGAACCAGAAUAACUGGCUGCGGACGGACUGGAUCGCCCGCGGCGGCGCCCAGCGGGUCUACAUCGAGAUCAAGUUCACGCUGAGGGACUGCAACAGCCUGCCGGGGGUGACGGGCACCUGCAAGGAGACCUUCAACCUCUACUACUACGAGUCUAAUAACGACAAGGAGCGCUACAUCCGCGAGAACCAGUUCGGCAAGAUCGACACGGUGGCGGCGGACGAGAGCUUCACGCAGGUGGACAUCGGCGACCGCAUCAUGAAGCUGAACACGGAGGUGCGCGACGUGGGGGCGCUGUCCCGCAAAGGCUUCUACCUGGCCUUCCAGGACGUGGGCGCCUGUAUCGCCCUGGUCUCUGUGCGCGUCUUUUACAAGAAGUGCCCUCUGACUGUGCGCAACCUGGCCCAGUUCCCAGACACCAUCACGGGGGCCGACACCUCCUCGCUGGUGGAGGUGCGUGGCUCCUGUGUCAACAACUCGGAGGAAAAGGACGUGCCCAAGAUGUACUGUGGGGCGGACGGCGAGUGGUUGGUGCCCAUUGGGAACUGCCUGUGUUACCCUGGGUUCGAGGAGCGCAGCGGAGAGUGUCAGGCCUGCAAGAUUGGCUACUACAGGGCCCUGUCCACGGAUGGGGGCUGCUCCAAGUGCCCCCCUCACAGCUACUCCACCCGUGAGGGCUCCACCUCUUGCAGCUGCGAUAAGGGCUACUUCCGCGCUGAGACCGACCCACCAGCCAUGCCCUGCACACGUCCACCCUCGUCCCCCCAACACCUGAUCUCCAACGUCAACGAGACGUCCGUGAACCUGGAAUGGAGCCCUCCGGUCUCGACGGGUGGCAGGCAGGACCUGACCUACAACGUAGUGUGCAAGCGGUGUGGGGGGGCGGGCCGCCGCUGCCAGCCGUGUGGGGCCGGCGUGCACUAUGCCCCCCAGCAGCUGAGCCUGCGUGCUACGCGCGUCUCCAUCACCGACUUGCAGGCCCACACCAACUACACCUUUGAGAUCUGGGCUGUGAACGGCGUGUCCAAGCAGAGCCCGGGGCCUGAGCAGGCCGUAUCCGUCACCGUCACCACCAACCAGGCCGCUCCCUCCCCAGUGGCCUCCAUCCAGGCCAAAGAUAUCACGAGGCACACGGUGUCCCUGGCCUGGCAGGAGCCGGAAAGGCCCAACGGAGUCAUCCUGGAGUACGAGGUCAAAUACUACGAGAAGGACCAGAAUGAGAGGAGCUACCGCAUCAUCAAGACGGCGUCCCGCAGCGCCGACAUCAAGGGCCUGAACCCGUUGACCUCCUACGUGUUCCACGUGCGGGCACGGACUGCCGCCGGGUAUGGUGACUUCAGCGCCCCCUUCGAGUUCAUGACCAACUCCGUUCCGUCUCCAGUCAUCGGCGAUGGUGCCAACCCCACGGUGCUGCUGGUGUCGGUGGUCGGCAGUGUGGUCCUGCUCGUCAUCCUCAUCAGCGCCUUCAUCAUCAGCAGGAGGAGAAGCAAGUACAGCAAAGCCAAGCAGGACGCGGACGAGGAGAAGCAGCUCCACCAAGGUGUGAGGAUAUACGUGGACCCCUUCACGUACGAGGACCCCAACCAAGCCGUCCGUGAAUUUGCCAAGGAGAUUGACGCAUCUUGCAUCAAGAUCGAAAAAGUCAUCGGAAUCGGCGAGUUUGGCGAGGUCUGCAGCGGCCGCCUUAAGAUGCCAGGGAAGCGGGAGAUCUGCGUGGCCAUCAAGACGCUGAAGGCGGGCUACACCGACAAGCAGAGGCGGGACUUCCUGAGCGAGGCCAGCAUCAUGGGCCAGUUUGAGCACCCCAACAUCAUCCACCUGGAGGGCGUGGUCACAAAGUGUAAACCAGUGAUGAUCAUCACGGAAUACAUGGAGAACGGAUCACUGGAUGCCUUCCUGAGGAAGAACGACGGGCGCUUCACGGUGAUCCAGCUGGUGGGGGUCCUACGUGGCAUCGCCUCGGGCAUGAAGUACCUGUCCGACAUGAGCUACGUGCACCGGGACCUGGCCGCCAGGAACAUCCUGGUGAACAGCAACCUGGUGUGCAAGGUGUCCGACUUUGGCAUGUCCCGUGUGCUGGAGGACGACCCCGACGCCGCUUACACCACACGGGGGGGGAAGAUCCCCAUCCGCUGGACGGCACCGGAGGCCAUCGCCUACAGGAAGUUCACAUCGGCCUCGGACGUCUGGAGCUACGGCAUCGUCAUGUGGGAGGUGAUGUCAUACGGCGAGCGGCCAUACUGGGACAUGAGCAACCAGGAUGUCAUCAAGGCAAUCGAGGAGGGCUACCGACUGCCCCCGCCCAUGGACUGCCCCGUAGCGCUGCAUCAGCUCAUGCUUGACUGCUGGCAGAAGGAGCGCAGCGACCGGCCCAAAUUCAGCCAGAUCGUCAACAUGCUGGACAAGCUGAUCCGCAACCCCAACAGCCUGAAGAGGACGGGGGCCGAGACGGGCAGGCCUAACACAGCCCUUCUGGACCCCACCAUCCCGGACUUCUCCUCACUGGGCUCGGUGGCCGACUGGCUGCAGGCCAUCAGGAUGGAAAGGUACAAGGACAACUUCAGUGCCGGCGGGGUCACCAGCCUGGAGGCCGUGCUGCACAUGACUGAGGACGACCUGCUGCGCAUCGGCGUCUCGACGGCACCCCACCAGAGGAAGAUCCUGAGCAGCGUGCAGGCGAUGCAGGCCCAGGUGCAGCAGAUCCAGGGCAGGAUGGUGCCCGUCUGAGGCCGGGGCACGCAUCACUGCUUUUAUAAGGAAAGAAAAACAAAACCGAAAAAAAUGUUUACCUCAUCAUGCACUUUAAACUGAAUUUAAAUGGAUCAGGAGGGAGGGAGAGAAGAGCAGGCACUUUGUAAAGGAUCCAUCCGCCCCUCGGCACCCGGAACUUUCCAUCUGCGGCAUGGAGCUGGCCUUCCAGUAGAAGCCUUCCGAGGACCCUGACCUGCACCUGGACCUGCGUUUCUUUUUGGUUUCAGAGGCUCCUUCCUGCCAAGUGGCCGAUUGUUUUUGUCUUUGUGUUGGUUUGUGACCCGCUUCUUUAUGAUUUGCUGCCAUGUGACUUGGUGCGUUUCUCACGCACGCCGGUCUGAGACGUCAGGCCUAAUGAGCCCCCCACUUUCGGGGGGGGGUGGGGGGGCUUUUUUGAUCAUUAAGCUCUAUUUGUUGGAAUGAAGUAUAUUUUCCUCAGGACAUUUUCAGAAAUUCUUUGAUCGGAAGGAGCGUGCGCCCCCCGCCCCCGUACCAUCCU
This is a messenger RNA of Paramormyrops kingsleyae, 3690 nucleotides long. RefSeq names its product eph receptor A4, like (gene epha4l). Lineage: Eukaryota; Metazoa; Chordata; Actinopteri; Osteoglossiformes; Mormyridae. The record is from RefSeq and is a predicted model, not a curated record. Gene Ontology annotation, molecular function: transmembrane-ephrin receptor activity; ATP binding; protein binding. Gene Ontology annotation, cellular component: plasma membrane; dendrite. Gene Ontology annotation, biological process: ephrin receptor signaling pathway; axon guidance; protein phosphorylation.